This is a messenger RNA of Nymphalis io (European peacock), 654 nucleotides long. RefSeq lists its product as uncharacterized. Lineage: Eukaryota; Metazoa; Arthropoda; Insecta; Lepidoptera; Nymphalidae. Bases 141 to 506 code for a protein of 121 amino acids. The record is from RefSeq and is a predicted model, not a curated record. The transcript has a single exon.
AAUAGAUUUUACUAAUGUCAAAAUUGUUAAUAUAAUUACGCAAAAUUGUUUGUACUAAAUCAUUCGGUCAAAUUUACAAAAAAUGCGCAGUAAGUACGAAAAUCUAAAGCUUUUCAAAGUGUGCGAACCGCGUGCUUAAAAUGGCAUGCCCAAUAUUGCCCUCAAAGUUGAAGACGGAGGAAAUCAUAAAAGGGGCCCAUGUAUUAGGUCCGGGGAUAGAGGCUAAGUUCGACGAGUUGAAAUGUGAGAUUCUACACAAAAUCGAGAAGGAAGUUACCGAUUCGAGCAACGCAAGACUAUAUAUAUCGCAGAAAUACGACGAACUUAGCAACAAAAUACAGUAUCUCACUGAAUUGGACGCUACAGUUACCGGAUUUAGAAGUGAUGUAAAGGCCAUCGAGAGACACAUCAUAGAACUAGCGUCGAGAGUCGACGGUAUGGAGAAGAGACUCAUUUGUAAGGAGUGUCCAUCCAUUACGUCAUCAGUACUCGGAGUUCCUAAAUAAAAUGCAUCACAAAUAUCUGCCUCAUAUUUUUCUUUUAAUAUUUUCGGGGUUGGUUAAUCGUACGAGGAUGGAAAUUUAAAAGUACAGGAGGAUUUGACCAGUUUUUUCGAAAAAUGACUUAAUAUUUUGUAUUUUAAUAAAAAUAAAU